Molecule: messenger RNA, 3248 nt
Organism: Sipha flava (yellow sugarcane aphid)
Lineage: Eukaryota; Metazoa; Arthropoda; Insecta; Hemiptera; Aphididae
Gene: Gart
Product: trifunctional purine biosynthetic protein adenosine-3
Exons: 18
Coding region: 216-3248 (1010 amino acids)
Biological process (GO): 'de novo' IMP biosynthetic process; adenine biosynthetic process
Cellular component (GO): cytosol
Molecular function (GO): phosphoribosylformylglycinamidine cyclo-ligase activity; phosphoribosylamine-glycine ligase activity; phosphoribosylglycinamide formyltransferase activity
Source: RefSeq, a predicted model, not a curated record
UCUGUUAUUCUAUUUAUCAAUUAUUUCCUCUUCCACAGCGGUGAUUCCUCUUGUUGAAUAUUGAUCUUUAAUCAUAAUCUCUAUUGAAUUGAGCGCGAGUCCAGUAUAUUUUAUAAUCAUAGUGACUCGCUCUCUCUUGCUUUAUUGUGCAAUCAUCCUUUUUAUUCACAUUUUGCACGUGUUUUAGAAGUUUUUACGUUAAUUUAAUUUUCUUAAUGGCUAGAGUACUUGUAGUCGGUGGUGGAGGACGAGAAAAUGCAAUUGCUUGGAAACUAUCGCUUUCUUCAAAAGUGAAUAAGAUUUACAUUACCCCAAACAAUAUUGGAGCUGUACUAUUGCCUCAAGUAGAAUUUGUUGAUUUGAAUGUCAACAAUUUUGAGUAUUUGGCAAAAUGGUGCGUAGAAAAAUCUAUUGACUUAGUGGUUGUAGGUCCUGAAGAUCCACUUGCAUCAGGAAUUGCUGAUGUGUUAGCUAAGCAUAAUCUUAAAUGUUUUGGACCUUCUGCGAAUGCAGCUCGUAUUGAAAGUGAUAAAGAAUGGGCAAAACAGUUUAUGGACGAAUUUAAUAUUCCAACUGCUAAGUGGAGAUCCUUUAAUGAUGUUAAACAAGCUACAGAUUUUGUUUAUUCAGCUGAUUAUCCUGCUCUUGUAGUAAAAGCAAGUGGUCUUGCUGCUGGAAAAGGAGUAGUGGUGGCAUCUAAUAAACAAGAAGCUUGUUUGGCAUUAGAUGCUAUCUUAACUGAAAAUCGAUUUGGAAAAGCUGGCCAGACAGUUGUAGUUGAAGAAUUGUUACAAGGAGAAGAAGUUUCUGUUUUAUGUUUUUCUGAUGGUGUGAAUAUUAAAGUUAUGUUACCCAGUCAAGAUUAUAAAAGAGCAUACAAUCAUGAUAAAGGUCCAAAUACUGGAGGAAUGGGAGCCUUUUGUCCCUGUUUUAAUAUGCCUCAAAAUGAGUUGGACGAAGCAAGAGGUAUUUUACAAAGGGCUAUUGAUGGUCUCCGUAGUCGUGGUAUUCCUUUUGUUGGUGUACUUUAUGCUGGAUUAAUGGUAACCAAUAAUGGCAUCAGAGUUUUGGAGUUCAAUUGCCGUUUUGGUGAUCCUGAAACCCAAACUAUACUACCACUUUUAAAAUCUGAUCUUUAUGAUAUUAUGCAAGCAUGUUGUUGUGGUACUCUGGAUAAAGUUAAGGUUGAAUGGAAAACUGACCAAUUUUGUGUAGGUGUUGUGAUGGCAAGCAGAGGAUAUCCAUUAACAUCCAGUAAAGGGGAUGUAAUAACUGGAUUACCAAGUGUAACAAAAAGUAUGGUUUUUCACAUGGGUACUAAGUUGAACAACUAUGGGGAAUUGGUAACAAAUGGAGGCCGUGUAUUGAUUGUGGUUACCACUCAUCAGGAAUUAGUUUUAGCUGCUGCCAGAGCCACUAUGGCUUGCGGUAGAAUAUUGUUUAAUGGUGCACAAUUCAGAACUGAUAUUGCUCAUAGAGGAAUUGCUAGAGCAAUUCUUGCUAUGGGUGCUACAACGUAUAAAUCUAGUGGUGUGGAUAUAACUGCUGGUAAUGAUUUAAUUCCAAUUUAUAAACAAAUGGUAUCUGGGACCAAACGACAAGGAGUGCUUGGAGAUUUGGGUUCAUUUGGUGCUAUGUUUGAUCUUAAAGCAGCUGCAUUCCGAAAUCCAAUACUUGUGUCUAGUUCAGAUGGAGUUGGCACUAAGUUGAAGGUUGCUUUAACAUGUAACAGUCAUGAAUCAAUUGGACAAGAUCUUGUAGCAAUGUGUGUUAAUGAUAUAAUAGUUCAUGGUGCUGAACCAUUGUUUUUCCUUGAUUAUUAUGCAACUGGUCGACUGAAUGGAGGAAAUGUUGUUCAAGUUGUAAAGGGAAUUGCAGAUGGUUGUCAACAAGCUGGAUGUGCUCUUAUUGGUGGAGAAACAGCCGAAAUGCCUGGUCUUUACCACAAUCAUGAUUAUGAUGUAGCAGGUUUUGCAGUAGGAGCAGUAGAGAAAGAUAAGAUUUUACCUCGUAUUGCAGAUAUUGUUUCUGGAGAUAUUGUAAUUGGUUUAGAAUCAAGUGGUGUACAUGCUAAUGGAUUUAGUUUGAUUCGUAAGAUAAUGGAGAGGGGUUGUCAUAAAUUUACAGAAGAAGCGCCUUUUAGUUUGGAUAAGAAAACCUAUGGUGAAGAGUUAUUAAAACCGACAGAAAUUUAUGUUGAGCGUUUAUUACCUUCAAUAAGAAAUAAUCAUAUAAAAGCUUUGGCUCACAUUACUGGAGGUGGAUUAAUUGAAAAUAUUCCUCGUGUUUUACCAAAAAAUAUGAAAGUUAUUUUAGACGCUACAAAAUGGGAAAUACAACCAGUAUUUGGAUGGAUAGCUGCAACAGGUAGUAUCAGUGAAACAGAAAUGUUACGGACAUUGAAUUGUGGAUUAGGUAUGGUAUUAAUAGUUGAUAGUAAACACACAGAAGAUGUUCUUUGUGCAACUAAUGGUAAAGUUAUUGGCAUUGUUGAUGAAAAAAUGGCUGACGAACCAUCUGUUGAAGUAAAGAAAUUUGCAAAUUCUAUGGAGCCGUUGAUGCGUCCUCAUAUACAGACUUAUGUAGCAACUAGGAUGCAUCCAAAAAUGCGUGUAGCUGUUCUCAUAUCAGGAAGUGGAACGAAUUUGCAGGCAUUGAUUGACUCAACAACUGAUGAUCCGUCCAUGAUGUCUGAAAUUGUUUUAGUAAUUUCUAAUAAGCCUGGAGUGGAAGGUAUAAACCGAGCAAGACGUGCCGGAAUAUUGGCUUUGGAAAUAGAUCAUACCCUGUUCAGUACUCGUGAAGAAUUUGAGGAAGAAAUGUUGAAAGCUUUAAAUCAAACUCAAAUAGAUGUUAUUUGUCUAGCUGGUUUUAUGCGAGUUUUAACCAAAAAAUUUGUGAACAAAUGGAGGGGCCGCUUAAUAAAUGUACAUCCUUCACUUUUACCUUUAUUCAAAGGACUUAAUGCUCAAAAACAAGCCCUAGAGUCUGGUGUACGAGUUAGUGGAUGUACUGUGCAUUUUGUAGAGGAAGAAAUUGAUACUGGAGCAAUUAUUGUACAAGAAAGUGUAAGUAUAAAUAUUGACGAGACUGAAGAAAGUCUUAUUGAAAAGAUUAAGGAAGUCGAACAUCUAGCUUUUCCGAAAGCCUUAAAGUUAUUAGCUACCAAUCAAGUAUACUUGGACAAAGAUGUUGGUAAAGUAAAAUGGUUAACAAAUUCAAGUGAUGUGUUUAGAAAUAUUGUUUAA